AUGUCGUUCGACACUUCUCGAAGGGAGGAACCGGCAAUACUACCGACAUUCCCAGCGAAGGGUUCAGGGCCAACUCUCAACACUAUAAAUGAUGAAGACAUAUCAUCAUCAUUACAUCCUUCGCCUCAAACAACCUUUAAGACAUUCCUAGGUAAUGGUUCGUAUCUCCCAUCAUCGAUACGGCGGAGAAUAGUCUUGCUGAAUCGUUGGUAUUCUCAUUCAUCGAGUGUGAUUUUAAUGAUGGCUCAGGAACGAUCAUUUUACAAGUUAUGA
This is a messenger RNA of Kwoniella shivajii, 273 nucleotides long. RefSeq lists its product as uncharacterized. Bases 1 to 273 code for a protein of 90 amino acids. The record is from RefSeq and is a predicted model, not a curated record. NCBI's taxonomy places the organism in Eukaryota, Fungi, Basidiomycota, Tremellomycetes, Tremellales, Cryptococcaceae. The transcript is spliced from 2 exons.